Molecule: messenger RNA, 1818 nt
Organism: Chaetomium fimeti
Lineage: Eukaryota; Fungi; Ascomycota; Sordariomycetes; Sordariales; Chaetomiaceae
Exons: 2
Coding region: 99-1361 (420 amino acids)
Biological process (GO): phospholipid biosynthetic process
Cellular component (GO): membrane
Molecular function (GO): phosphotransferase activity, for other substituted phosphate groups
Source: RefSeq, a predicted model, not a curated record
CCAGCACGCCCCUCCUCCAACCCGCUCCCACCCGACCGGGCGCCAUCGAGAGACUGCGGAGGGAUAGCACGAGAUAGCGCAAGCAGACAUCAGCGAAAAUGGUGUACGUACGGCAGGAAUACCUGCCCAACCUACGGCAGUACAAGUAUUCGGGUGUCGACCACUCGCUCCUGUCGCGCUACGUGCUGAAGCCCUUCUACACCAAUGUCGUCAUCAAGUGCUUCCCGAUGAGCAUGGCGCCAAACCUCAUCACGCUCACGGGGUUCAUGUUUGUCAUCGCCAACUUCCUAACGUUGCUGUGGUACAACCCGACCUUGGAUCAGGAUUGUCCCACAUGGGUCUACUACAGCUGGGCGGCCGGGCUGUUCCUGUACCAGACCUUUGACGCCGUGGACGGGACACAAGCUCGGCGAACCCACCAGUCCGGUCCGCUCGGCGAGCUCUUCGACCACGGCGUCGACGCCCUCAACACCUGCCUCGAGGUGCUCCUCUUCGCCGGCGCGACCAACAUGGGCCAGAGCUGGAAGACGGUGGCGUCGCUCUUCGCCAGCCUGCUGACCUUCUACAUCCAGACAUGGGACGAGUACCACACCAAGACGCUCACGCUGGGCAUCAUCAACGGGCCCGUCGAGGGCAUCCUCACCGUCGUCGUCGUCUACCUCCUGACGGGCUUCCUGGGCGGCGCCUCCUUCUGGAACCAGGGCAUGCUCGCGACGGUCGGCGUGCCGCAGGCACUCGGCGGUGCCACCACCAUCCCCGCCUGCGUCUACAACCUCUCCUUCACCGAGUGGUACAUGGUGCAGGGCACGGUGGUGCUGGUGUACAACACGGUGGAGUCGGCGCGCAACGUGAUCCGGGCGCGGCGGGCGCGGGGCGACCGAUCGCGGUACGCGCUGGUCGGGCUGGGGCCCUUCUUCGCCGCGUGGGCCUUCAUCGCCGCCUACCUGUACCUGCAGCCGACCAUCCUGCACGGCCACCUGGUCCCCUUCGCCGUCUUCGCCGGCCUGGUCAACGCCUACUCGGUGGGGCAGAUGAUCACGGCCCACCUGGUCAAGCUGCCGUUCCCCUACUGGAACGUCAUGGUGAUCCCGCUGUCGUGCGGCGUCAUCGACUCGCUGGGCCCCCUGCUGCUGCAGCACAGCCCCGUGCCCGGCCUGGGCUGGCCGUCGGCGCUGGGCGACGGCGUGUACCAGGUCGCCUUCAUGUUCUGUAUGCUGGGCAUGGCGGUCGGCGUGUACGGCAGCUUCGUGGUGGACGUCAUUGUGACCAUCUGUGACUAUCUGGAUAUCUGGUGCCUGACUAUCAAGCACCCGUGGGUGGAGGAGAGCCAGGACGGGGGCGCGGAUAAGAAGAGGCAAUGAGGGGGUAGUCAGUCGCAGACACUUAUGACACUACUACUACUAUUUGCCGGUACCUGGGACGAGAGCAGAACUAUGUUUUGUAUCAUGACUGUCGACGACGAUAAGAAGCUGCCUGUAAGGCUAGCUGUAAUGCACGCAAGAGAGAGGUGGGGAGCCGAGCAGCGGGGGCCGGGACUGUGAAGAUGACUCGGGCGUUGAACGGUGCGCACGGCGGUUUUGGAAUUAGCAUGGCAGGCGCGACGGCAUAGAGCGAGAAAGGGUCUUCUUCAGCAAGAGGGGUAGAGACGGACGGCGUUUUUGGGUUCACGUCGCUCUCCUUGCCUAAUCCUAUAGACGCCGACAAACCAGCACCUAGCUUGUCAAAUAUAUAGAUAAUGAUGAAAUGAGAAUCACGGACAGCGACGCUCUGGUAUAUGGUGUGUGUUUGGUUGAAGGGGCUAACUGGACACUGCUAUAA